Molecule: messenger RNA, 2829 nt
Organism: Cephus cinctus (wheat stem sawfly)
Lineage: Eukaryota; Metazoa; Arthropoda; Insecta; Hymenoptera; Cephidae
Gene: cert
Product: collagen type IV alpha-3-binding protein
Exons: 8
Coding region: 326-2140 (604 amino acids)
Biological process (GO): ER to Golgi ceramide transport
Cellular component (GO): Golgi apparatus
Molecular function (GO): phosphatidylinositol-4-phosphate binding
Source: RefSeq, a predicted model, not a curated record
AACAAGUGGGUGGAGCUUUGGUGUAGCUUCGAAGAAUUGUAGAUGAUCGUGGAUAACGUUGAUCCAUUAAUAUUGUUGUUGAUAUAUCGAGUUGGCUGAUGCUUCGCUACCUGAUGCUGGGACUCGUGAAAUUAUAUUGACAAGGAUUUCGGACGCUUGUCAAACGACAUUAUCUUGUCAUCGUGGGCCAUUGAUAUCUCGAUGACGCCCCCUCAUUAACCAGUUGCACGACCAUCAUAAGCAACAGUCAUCCUCGGGCAUGUCAGAAUUGCCUUGACUUUAUUAGGAGUAAUCGGCAGGUGGAACUCCUAGUUAAUUUAUAAGGAUGGCUGAAGAGGCAGAGAAAGUUCGGCGUUAUAGCGAAGAAGUAGAAUCUACAGAGGCCGACGUAGAUGGCAACGAUAUCGAUGAAGAGUCAGAUGGUGUCGUCGUACCUGAACUUCAGGGUAUUCUCUCGAAAUGGACUAACUACAUACACGGGUGGCAAUCACGAUUCAUCGUUCUCAAGAACGGGACUUUGUCCUACUACAAAUCUGAACAGGACAGUGGGUUUGGGUGUCGGGGCUCUAUAAGUCUUUACAAGGCAGAUAUUAAGGGUCAUGAAUUUGAUGAAUGCAGAUUUGAUGUAUCUGUAAAUGACUGUUUGGUGUGGUAUCUAAGAGCUAACAAUCCUGAAGAAAAACAACGUUGGGUAGAUGUGUUGAAGUCGUACAAAGCUGAGUCUGGAUACGGGAGUGAGAAUAGUUUAAAGCGCCAUGGUAGUACUGUUUCGCUUGUAUCGAACACACAAUCGACAGCCAGUGGUGGUAGUUUUAGUAAACGAGGAUUCAGAGUACUAAAGGAAAAGUUGGCUGAAAUAGAAACCUUCAAGGAUAUCUUGGUACAGCAAAUUGAUACAUUGCAAAAGUAUUUUGACAACUGUGCAGAGAAUGCCAAAAAUGGCCCAAAUAAAGUGUAUUAUAUACCAACUUGCACGAACGGCGAUAUUAUUACAGAAAAUAAAAUCGAAACAGCCUUUGAUCCAGCCGAACAGUCCGUGGAUUUCAAAGGCGAAGCGAUCACUUUCAAGGCCACCAGUGAGGGAGUGUUAAUAACAUUACAACAUUGUCUGGAUUUGAUGGCUCAACGUGAAGAUGCAUGGCGUCGUAGAUGGGAGAAAGAAAUAGAAAAAAGGCGAAAAAUCCAAGAAUUAUACAAAUCAUUGAAGGAUCAAAUCGCUAUUCGUCAGGGUGACUCACCAAGGCCAAGAGUUCUCAUACACGGCGGCCCAGACUAUGAGGAAGGUCCGCACAGCGCACUCUGCGAUGAAGAGUUUUACGAUGCGGUGGAAACUGGACUGGACAAAAUCGAUGAGGAUCUUCAGCUGAGGGAUCGUUUGAAACAGAAAUCUGUUUCGUUACCAUCGGGUAUAGCAACUCCAGCGGUUAAGCACAGACUUUGGCCAGAGAUAGAGAAGGUGACGAUGGAGCAACUGCAUUACGCACGUCUUGGAGUCGGUGGCGCCGGCGGUUGGCAACUCUUUGCCGAGGAUGGCGACAUGAGGAUGUACAGACGAGAGGAGGAGGCUGAUGGCCUUGUGGUUGAUCCAUUAAAAGCAUGUCACGUGGUGAAAGGUGUAACGGGUCAUGAAGUCUGCAACAUCUUCUUUAGUCCAGAAUACAGAAGUGGCUGGGAAGCGACCUUGGAGGACAUGACAGUUGUCGAAAACAUUUCGAACGACACACUAAUUUUCCUUCAGACCCAUAAACGAAUUUGGCCGGCCACACAGAGAGAUUCCUUGUUUUGGUCGCACAUACGUAGAGUGUCGGAUGAUCAGGAUCCGGAUGCUCAUGAUCUUUGGAUCGUUUGCAACCACAGCACUGAACUUCCAGACUAUCCGGCAAACACCGGAAAGUGUGUCAGACUUUAUUUAUCAGUAUCAUUAGUCUGCCAAACUUUCAUUGAUCCACCGAAAGAAGGAGAACGAAUUAAGAGAGAGGAUAUUACUUGUAAAAUAACAUACUGCUCUGUGGUAAAUCCUGGUGGCUGGGCUCCAGCAUCUGUAUUGCGUGCUGUGUAUAAACGAGAAUAUCCAAAGUUCUUGAAACGCUUUACCAGUUUUUGCAUUGAUCAAUGCAAAGACAAACCUAUCGUAUUUUAAAGUGAAGUCAUCGAACUUCAUAGUUCUUUCUUUUUAACUCAAAGGAAUGCGCAUCCCAUGCGGUGUACGUUAGUUAAACUUCACAUGAAUGGCACACAUUUUUAAAUUUCCUGAAAGAAGGCGUCUUACACGCUCUCUAUUCCUGCGAAUAUAAUUAAUUUGUUAUUAUAUAAUUAAAUGAAUGGUACAGUAAUUGGAAUUGUACGUUAAAAGUCUGAGAGUCAGUGGAUAAACAGGUAGAGUUUGCAAAUUGAAUUAAUCCGAUAACAACGAAAACAACUGCACGAUGAUUUUUUGUAGGGAUUAUAUAUAUAUAAAUAUAUAUAUAUUGAAGCGUCUAUAAAUCUUUGUGCGCUCAUAAAAUUACUAUGUUCUGUAAUUCGAGGCGCAAUUUAAUUGUCAUUCUGAACGAAUCGCAAAUGGAAACACCGUGAUAUCCUUAUACUGAUAUUCCAUACCUAUUGUAAUAUCAGUUAAGUAAAUCAUAGAGAAGUGCUACCGGUAUCCAGUUGUACAAAUCUAAAUAUUAAACACAAUUAUUCAUUGUUACAUUAUGGCAAUUAUAUACACAAAUGUAUGAUAAUACAAAUUAUAUUCUUAUUUUUAUUUAUAUGAAGAUAUGUACGUUGAUGCGUAAAACACCACAAAAAAUAUGGAUCAUAAUAAAGACUGUUGUAGGUUUAUGCUAA